AUGAUUGAAGUCAUUUGCAACGAUCGUCUCGGAAAGAAAGUCCGCGUCAAGUGCAAUGGAGAUGAUACGGUCGGAGACCUCAAGAAGUUGAUCGCUGCACAGACCGGAACCAACUGGGAGAAGAUUAUCCUCAAGAAGUGGUACACGAUCUAUAAGGAUCAUAUUACCUUGGACGACUACGAGAUCCAUGACGGCAUGAGCAUCGAGUUGUAUUACAACUAA
Linnemannia hyalina is the source of this 222-nucleotide messenger RNA. NCBI's taxonomy places the organism in Eukaryota, Fungi, Mortierellomycota, Mortierellomycetes, Mortierellales, Mortierellaceae. The record is from the annotation of a GenBank genome assembly.